AUGAUUACAAGUGCCAAGAGACAUGCCCUUUUCUUGACACGUUUGGAAGCUGUUGCUUCUAACCUUCCUACAGCAGUACCUGCCGUGAGGGCUGUGACUUGUGGAUUCAGAGGCCAUAUUGUGGAUCUGGCCAUUAACUGCUAUGGCCGUCAUGUACUGUAG
Laccaria bicolor S238N-H82 is the source of this 162-nucleotide messenger RNA. RefSeq lists its product as uncharacterized. The record is from RefSeq and is a predicted model, not a curated record. Lineage: Eukaryota; Fungi; Basidiomycota; Agaricomycetes; Agaricales; Hydnangiaceae. The coding region runs from base 1 to 162 and encodes 53 amino acids. The transcript has 2 exons.